CUGUUGCCUGUGAAGAGUGUGACUAAGAGUCACAAGCGCAAAAAGAUCAAAUAAACGUAUUUACAUAAACGAAAAAUGAGGACAGAAAAUCGUAUUUGAAACGAAAGUAAACGAAAAUGGACACCAGACCGACGACACUUUGGCCACGGAUGAAUCUCGUUGUAAUUGUCAAUGCCCAUAUUCAGCGCUACAAGAGAGUCUACAGUCCGACAACCUGGGACAUCGUGAGUAGGAGGGAGGACAGUGUUGAACUGGAUUUACCCGAUGUGUAUAUCUGCUUUUGACGCGAGUUAGUUUCUUGUUUUGGAUGACCGCUUAUUCACCGGCCUUUAAAAUUGAAGUGCAAAAGCCUAUACCCAAUUAAUUGGAGCUCAUUCCAUAGGAGCCCGUUGAUAUUUUAGAGGUGAGGUCGCAGUGAGUGAUUAUAUCGAGAAUACAGAAUCAGAAUACAGAUUAUUAUACUUAUCCUGAAUAGAUUUUCCUCAGCACUGCACAUGCAUGUCACCCGGCUCUGCUGAAGCUUCACAUCGAUUCUCUGGUAGCCAUGGGCUUGUUGGUGCUCUCUAAUGCCACAUACUUGGUUUCUGAGUGAUUAAACAUUCUAGACAACCGCCGUGCCAUGAUUGAAGACGCGCGCAUUGAGAACCAAACAAAGUGGCACAAUUCGGAAAGCAAGCUCGCACCUGGUGAAGAAACAUAAAUCUUCUUGUCUGUCUGUGAAAAUCCUGAGCCGCGUGGAUAUUACAUAUCGAAGUCAGAGAAAGAGAAGGGGGGAGGGAGUUAGUGUCGGGUGAUUUCCUCCCCUCGCCAAAUGUCUGUCCGGGAGUCGUUGACACUCCUUCAUAACCCUGCUCUUUCGCGCCUCACGCAGAUGGCCAAAGCGCCGUGGGCACAGAAGUCUCCAAACCCCAGAAUUCUACUUACCGCACCGAACCCCAGUAGACAGACCACCGAGAUAGAGGAUGAGACCAUAAAAUAGCGUAGUGUUAAUUAUAGUUAUUUCAAUGAAUUCACGAUUAUAGCCGUAUGGUUUUCUUUCCUACACCUUUGUGCAAACUCAUCUACACUCUAUGUGCACGUCCCCGGUACUAGCUGCACACCCCCAACCGGCGUUGGUGAUGCCAUGCCCCGCAACCACAGUGGCGAUGAGGCCGGUACUGGGCUCUGGAUGAAAACCUCCCCAGGGCGUCGGGCUCAGGACUACGGGUUGAAAGAUGUGGAGUCUGGACGGAGGAUGAUGAACAACGCGGUUCGAGUUGGAGACAGGAUGCUUUCACUGGGCCCUGCAGGUGCAGACGGCGCGGAGAGGCAAAAGGGCGCCCGGAUGAGUUUGCUCGGGAAGCCGCUCAUCUACAGCGCGCAGAGCGGGCGCAGGAAUGUGCGCUACCGGCGUAUGCAGAAUUACCUCUACAAUGUGCUGGAGAGACCCAGGGCAUGGGCGUUCAUCUACCACGCCUUCGUGUUCAUCUUGGUGUUUGGCUGUCUGGUCCUGUCAGUGUUCUCCACAAUCCCUGCCCAUCAAGACCUGUCCAACCACUGUCUGCUCAUCCUGGAGUUUGUGAUGAUCGUGGUGUUUGGGCUGGAGUACAUCAUCAGGAUAUGGAGCGCAGGCUGCUGCUGUCGCUACAGGGGCUGGCAGGGACGCCUCCGCUUUGCCAGGAAACCCUUCUGCGUCAUAGACAUAAUUGUCCUCAUAGCUUCCAUUGCUGUGGUGUCCGCUGGUAGCCAAGGUAACAUCUUUGCCACCUCAGCAUUGCGUAGCCUUCGCUUCCUGCAGAUCUUGCGGAUGGUGCGUAUGGACCGCAGAGGGGGCACUUGGAAACUACUGGGAUCUGUAGUCUAUGCACACAGUAAGGAGUUGGUGACAGCCUGGUACAUCGGGUUCCUGGUGCUCAUCUUCUCUUCGUUCCUGGUCUACCUCGUGGAGAAGGAGUUCAACAAAGACUUUGCCACCUAUGCUGAUGCUCUGUGGUGGGGCACGAUCACCCUGACGACUAUCGGCUAUGGAGACAAGACUCCUCAGACAUGGACAGGUCGUCUGAUCUCAGCUGGCUUUGCUCUGAUGGGAAUCUCCUUCUUCGCCCUGCCUGCCGGUAUCCUGGGCUCAGGUUUUGCCCUGAAGGUACAGGAGCAGCACAGACAAAAACACUUUGAGAAGAGGAGGAACCCAGCAGCCAGCCUCAUCCAGUGUGUCUGGCGUAGUUAUGCUGCUGAUGAGAACUCGGUUUCCAUAGCUACCUGGAAGCCUCAUUUGAAGGCGUUGCAUACCUGCAGUCCUGCAAAGAAAGAACAGGGCGAGACAACUAGCAGUACAAAGUUGAGCUUUAAGGAGCGGGUGCGGAUGGCAAGCCCUCGCGGCCAGAGCAUGAAGAGCCGCCAGACAUCCAUCAACAACGAUCGACGCUGUUCCCCAGGCAAUGAUGUGGCGGGCGCUAACACGGGAACCAGCCCUGCCAAGGUGCAGAAGAGCUGGAGCUUCAACGACCGCACACGCUUUAGACCCUCCCUGCGCCUCAAGAGUCAAUCACGCACCGCGCCCUCCGAAGUGGACACAGGAAUGGGGAAUGAUGACGCAUUCGGCGACAGGGUUUGCCACUGUGAUGUCACCGUGGAAGACCUAUCCGCUCCAUUGAAGGCUGUCAUCAGAGCCGUCAGGAUCAUGAAGUUUCAUAUAGCAAAGAAGAAGUUUAAGGAAACUCUGCGCCCGUAUGAUGUGAAAGAUGUGAUAGAACAGUACUCUGCAGGACACCUGGAUAUGCUCUGCAGAAUCAAGAGUCUACAGACUAGGCUGGACACCAUAGUGGGUCCUCCUCAGCAGCAGCUGCUGAGCCCCAGAGUCAAGACCUUUUCCUCCCCCUCCCUGCACUUAUAUUACAACCAGGCCAGGAGGAAGUCCAUGCCAGCAACAAAGUCUGUCCCAGGACUGGCCACUGGACUGGGUCCCACACUGAGCAGCAAACCUGGGAACAUGUCCUCCCCCUCCCUGCAAUUAUAUUACAGCCAGGCCAGGAGGAAGUCCACCCCAGGGAUGAAGUCCCCAGGGGUGGAUCAGAUACUGGGUAAGGGCCAAAUCCCCAUCGACAAGAAGAUCAGGGACAAGCUGCACCCUGACAGGGAUACUCUGGAGGACAUGAGCAUGCUGGGACGUGUGUGUAAGGUGGAAAGACAGGUGACGUCCAUAGAGUCAAAGCUGGACUCUCUGCUGGAUGUGUACAGGCAGGUGUUACAAAAUGGUUCGUCUGCCCUCACCCUCUCCUCCCUGCCCCUGUUCGAGCUGGAGCACCAGACCUCCGACUACCGGAGCUCCAUCCUCAGUAAGAACCUGUCCUCUGGCUCCCCCCAGGGAGGGGAGGGCAGAGGGGGGCAUGAAAGUGGUGGGGGGAUGUCCCGGUCAACAACAGGCCAUCUCUCCAGGGGCCUCCAGCUCAUUCUGGCCCCCAGCGAGCUCACCCUCAACACCUGCCCCCCCUCCUACCCUGCCUCCACUGCAUCCCUCACGCCCUCGCCUCUCCUGCCCCCUGACAGCCCCUACCCGCUCCUCACCACACCCAGUAGUUUCCCCAGGCGAGCGCACUUCCCUGACCUCCUGCCCCCUCCACCAUCCGCUGGUGCUGCCACCCUUCAGCUGCCCCCCAUGGGCCCCCAGCAAAGACGUUCCCUCAGCCCCACCCCAGAUGCUACACGAGGGGGUAGGCUGGAGCAGAGCUCAGGCCUCUCUAUGGUGGUGGGCUCCGGGGUGGACCAUGGAGAGGAGGGGGACAGAGAGGGUGGACAUAGCUGGGGCAGGGUGCAGCUGAGGGGGAAGUCCCAUUUGAGGGAGGAGGGCCCCUGGAGGAGGCACAUGAGCCUGGAGGUGGACCCCAUGCUGCUGCUUUCCUCUGGAUGUGACGGCAAGCCCUUGGAGCAGGAACAGGGGCUGGGGAAGUCCCUGUCGGCACAUAACCUCACCCAGCCAUCUGCAGACAACCUUCCCAACCUGUCCUCUCCCCUCGGCAACAGUAGCAGUUCUAGUGGCGACUGCCAUGGCGACCCCGACGCUCGCAACUGGGGCGAGACAGACCUUUUCAUCACCGGCCGUGACCUGGAACCGCAGGAGGACCAGUUUGAUUUCCUGUCCCAGGGGAGUGACUUCCUGUCCCAUCCCACAGCGGACGGUACCACCUGCUUGGACGUUCUGCGGACUGAAGAUGGGGGGUCCUUAAGCAGUCUGACUGGUCCCUGCACCCCCACAACGGGCAGUGCAGAGUCCCUCAAUCAGCCUACCCACGUACGACUAAAAUAACUCUUCCAUAGGAGUGAAUAAGAUAAACCCUCUCCCCAACACAUACAUUACCAAUAUUACCAUCCAGCAAGAGGACUCACUGGACAAACAACAAAUAGAAUUGCAAAUGUUGAUUAUAACUCUGUUUUUAAGAGAUGGGGGGGUUUCUCACUCCUUUCAAUCAAAGAUUUCAGGCACCCUUUAUACUCUCAUACAUAUCAUUGCAUGGACUAUUUUGAAUUUCCUAAAACAGGAGCAAGCAGAGAAACUAACUGGGGGAGGAAGAUUGAACAAAAGAGAGGAUGGUCAGAUAGUGUUAAUGUUUGCUCUCUCGGCUAUGCAUGACCACUGCAUGUCUAAACCGCACUUUGGGGUCGAGAGCAUUCAAGACCCUUCGUUAGCCCUGGAAACACAGUCAUGAUGGCUGAGUCCAACGUCAUAAGUCCAAAUCUCACCUGUUUAUCUGCAUGUUCCAGUAAUGUCUCCUCCAAACCCUUGGGAGGCAAUUAUGAGCCAUCAGCAAUUAUUACCCAAAUAUAGAAAAUGUAGUAAAUAGAUAAGACAAUAACUCAUUUGAUAAUAACAUAAGAUAACCCUACUGAUGUAAAGUUGUCAAAAAAAAUUGUUUUAAUACAUUUUACAAUCUUUUGUGGCCAUUUGAUUUUGAUGACAAAUCCAAUAUGCUGAUUGGGUGCUCUAAUCUGACAAGGCCAGUAGGAUUCAGUAUUUUCACUUUUAAAGGCAUUUGAGUGAAAGGCAAACAGCAGCCAAAUAAGAUCAGUUACUACUAUGAUACUGUAUAUGGUGAAACAAGGCUGUGGUACACUGCAGUUGUCAGUCACAAUAAACACUACAGAAUUCAGGGUUCCUUGUUCUACAGCUCAUGUGCCCACAGUAUUCCCUUCUGUUACCAGCUGAUUGACAGGGGACACUUCAAACUUUGAAAAUAAAUACAGUAUAUCUCCUCAAAGUGGAUGAGCAUUAGUCUAUGACAGGCUGGGGACAUCUCAACAAAUGGUUAGCCAGCCUACACUUUGUCAGUAGCUAUAAUGAUCAGAACUCGUUACAGACUUGCCAAGGUCAAGAUGAGCGGUGUGAGAGUAAGUCAGAGGAGUUGGAUCAUAAAUACAGGGAGAGAUGACCUGAUCCACCAUGAUUUAGUCCCCUUAAAAUAGUGGUAUGUGAGCCUACAAGCCUGGCACUUCCAAUAGAGCACACAGGAUCUUUUGUCUAGAGAAGGCCACUGGUCUUGUGUGUCUACUGUCCAACCAAUGUCAUCACUAAUGAUGCUGUCCAUAGAGAUACGCAGACAGGAAAGUAAUGAACAAGCCAUGUUGUAAGUGGAUGGAACAUAUGGUAACAAGUCUGCUGUCAACGAGCUCAACUUCUGAAUGUGAUUUGUCUGUUGUUUGCAUGUCCCACUGCCUUACGAGGCAGCAGCACUGCUGACUGCCACUCAGCCUGAACACAGACGACUGCUCUUGAAUGAGAAUAUGCACAAACUGUGUUUCAGACAUCUUUAUUUUCUCUAUGUUGCACCUUUUUGUUCUUGAAGGAGAGAGGCACAGCAGUCUUAUAUGUAUUCUGUCAAGUUAACGAUGACAGCUUCCAUUCAACAUGUUUGUUUAUGUUUUUAUUUCGUUUUUCGAUUGGUGCAUACGUGCAUUGGCUUAGCUGAUUAACAAUUAUACUGUAUAAUGUGUAUAUGUUAUGUUCAUAUGUGUGAUGUGACCAGCAAAAUCUAUAUAGCUGUGUGUUACAAUGGGAUUUUGUAUGAAAAUGGCCUGAGUUGGUACGAUAAAUGCACAACUGAAAGCACAAUUGUUUGGAGACUUUGGAACCUGCAUAUGUGAUUGGUAGUGUUAUUCUUUGUGAUGAAAAGUUUUCCAGAUACAUAAUCAAAAAAAUGUGCCACAGACAGGAAAUACUUGUACAGAGGACAGAUGCAUUGGAGGCAGGACUGAAUAUUGAAUCCACUUGGAUAACUAUGGAGUAUGAACUCUUUCAUAAUAUCACGCUUGGUCUGAAGUAAUAUAAAAUUUACUUCACUGAGAUUAAUGGUUCAUUUCCCUCAGUUUAUUCUGGAAACGGUCGUUGCAUAUGAUUUCAAUCCCUUUCUGAAUGCACCCCUUUUGAUCUGAACAAAACCUUCCAUACAUGUUUGCCCAUGUGAGAAGUGGUCAGAAAGUGACUUUUUGGACCUGAAUGCCAUUCAGGAUCUAGAGAUGCUCAAAGUUGACCCAUUUUGCAUACCCCACCCUACCAUGAGGCAUCCAUGUCUUCAUCACUGCAUAAGAUAAACGGUUGAGUUUGAUAUCAUUUGAAAGCUUACAAACAGGGUUAUCAAACUGUUAUAUGAUAUAUUGAAAGGAAGCUUUUAAAAUCAAAAUGAUUUCCUUUUUUAAGCUUUAACAUAAAUGAUCUAAAAACACGUCAACUCAGAUUUUUUUUCAUGUUCCUUUACAGUACCAGUCAAAAGUUUGGACACACAAGGGUUUUUCUUUAUUUGUACUGUUUUCUACAUUGUAGAAUAAUAGGGAAGACAUCCAAAAUAUGAAAUAUCACAUAUGGGAUCAUGUAGUAACCAAAAAAGUGGUUAACAAAUCAAAAUAUAUUUUACAUUUGACAUUCUUCAAAGUAGCCUCCCUUUGCCCUGAUGACAGCUUUGCCCACUUUUGGCAUUCUCUCAACUAGCUUCACCUGGAAUUCUUUUCCAACAGUCUUGAAGGAGUUCCCACAUAUGCUGAGCACUUGUUGGCUGCUUUUCCUUCACUCUACGGUCCAACUCAUCCCAAACCAUCUCAACUGGGUUGAGGUUGGGUGAUUGUGGAGGCCAGGUCAUCUGAUGCAGCACUCCAUCACUCUCCUUCUUGGUCCUGUUGAAAAACAAACAAUAGUCCCACUAAGCGCAAACCAGAUGGGAUGGAGUAUUGCUGCAGAAUGCUGUGGUAGCCAUGCUCGUUAAGUGUGCCUUGAAUUCUAAAUACAUCACAGACAGUGUCACCAGCAAAGAACCCCCACACCAUCACAACUCUUCCUCCAUGCUUCACAGUGGGAAUUAUCUGUUCAUCUACUCUGCGUCUCACAAUGACACGGCUAUUAGAACCAAAAAAUCUAAAAUUUGGACUCAUCACACCAAAAGGACAGAUUUCCACCGGUCUAAUGUCCAUUGCUCGUGCUUCUUGGCCCAAGCAAGUCUCUUCUUAUUAUUGGUGUCCUUUAGUAGUGGUUUCUUUGAAGCAAUUCGACCAUGAAGGCCUGAUUCAUGCAGUCUCCUCUGAACAGUUGAUGUUGAGAUGUGUCUGUUACUUGAACUCUGUGAAGCAUUUAUUUGGGCUGCCAUUUCUGAGGCUGGUAACUCUAAUGAACUUAUUCUCUGCAGCAGAGGUAACUUUGGGUCUUCCAUUCCUGUGGCGGUCCUCUGAGAGCCAGUUUCAUCAUAGCGCUUGAUGGUUUUUGCGACUGCACUUGAAGAAACUUUCAAAGUUCUUGAAAUGUUCCGGAUUGACUGACCUUCAUGUCUUAAAGUAACAAUGGACUGUUAUUUCUCUUUAUUUAUUUGAGCUGUUCUUGCCAUAAUAUGGACUUGGUCUUUUACCAAAUAGGGCUAUCUUCUGUAUACCGUCCCUACCUUGUUACAACACAACUGAUUGGCUCAAACGAAUUAAGAAGGAUAGAAAUUCCACAAAUGUACUUUUAAGAAGGCACACCUGUUAAUUUAAAUGCAUUCCAGCUGACUACCUCAUGAUGCUGGUUGAGAGAAUGCCAAGAGUGAAAAUGAGAAAAUCAGAGUUGAUGUGUUUUUAGAUAAUAGAAAUUAAAGCUUAAAGAAAAUAAUUGUUUAAUUAAAACAAAUGUUCAAUAAAUUAUAGAAUAGUUUGACAACCCUGUUUGUAAGCUUUCAAAUUACAUUAAACUUAGCCGUUUUAUCUUCUUGAGAGAUCAAGCCGUGGUAAUGUGGGUUAUGCAAAAUGGAUCAACUUUGAGUACCUCCUGAAUGUUUUGUCAUUCAUGCAUUCAGGUCCAAAAAGUCACUUUCUGACCACUUCCACCAUGGGCAAACAUGGUGGAAAUCAAAAAGUCAAAUCAAAAAGUGUGCAGUUCAAAUCUAAAGGGGUGCAGUCAGAAAACGAUGUAAAUCAUACGGAACGACCCAAAAGCUUAACGGUGCCUUUUUAGCAUUUAUAUAUGAUGAUAUCUAUUUUUUUCUCCACUAGGCUGCAUACGUUGCUACAGUGCCUAACUAGAAGAACUCAUACAGAUGUAAGCCCAAUUUCUGAAACUAGGAUAACACACACGUUCAAUGUCUGCAAAUCUACUACAGUACAUUUUCCCUACCACUCAUACAGUGAAUUUAUUACACAAAACUGGCCUUAAAAUACAUGCUUGAUAAUGUUAACAUUUUGAUUUCUUUCAAAUAAAUGUAUUAAAAUGCACAUAACAGAGAUGACAAUCUCUGUGGAUGAGAAAUGCUAAAUGAAUUAUAAUAUCAUAUGUAAAUAAACUACAAACUUGAAACUGUC
Salvelinus fontinalis (brook trout) is the source of this 8784-nucleotide messenger RNA. RefSeq names its product potassium voltage-gated channel subfamily KQT member 5-like. Lineage: Eukaryota; Metazoa; Chordata; Actinopteri; Salmoniformes; Salmonidae. Gene Ontology annotation, biological process: potassium ion transport; transmembrane transport. Gene Ontology annotation, cellular component: membrane. The record is from RefSeq and is a predicted model, not a curated record. The transcript is spliced from 16 exons. Gene Ontology annotation, molecular function: voltage-gated potassium channel activity. Bases 1124 to 4282 code for a protein of 1052 amino acids.